GGUUAGGUUUCUCGUUGAUGGUAGAUUUCAGACACAUUUUCAAAAAUUUAUUCAUUGCCGGAGACAUCAAAAUUAAUUUCAAUAUCACUUUCUUAACUUUUUUUGAAUACUGCUUAGUGUGAAAUCUGCCUCUCUUUUGUGUUUGGAAGGAAUUAAUUAAGAGUGUUGGCCUUUAGUUUCUACGUCCCAAUGUUUACCAUGAAUGCCAAAAUACAACAGUUGUUUGCUUUUCCUCUUCCGGAACGGGCAGAGUAUGCUACCAAACUGUUUGAGGAGUUCACAAUCAAAGAAUUAGAGGAAUUGUUUCCAGUACUGAUCGCAGACAUUUUUGGUCUCAACUCAAUGGGAUGGGGUCUACGAACAACACAUUAUAGUGCCAACCCUAGGACGUAUAACUAUUUGUUGAGUUUUUUCCAUCCAUCAGGACCAUUUCUGAAACUUUGUUAUAAACUCUUAUCUGACAGUUGUGUGAAAUAUGACUUCCCUUUCCAAUAUUUGCCGGACCAAGUCUGUCAACAAAUUGAAAAUGGUGUUAGUUCAUCUUUUUAUCAGUCAAGAGCUCAAAUAGAUCACCGAUCGAGAAAUCCAGUCUCUUUGUCCUUGAAUCCUUUGGAACUGUUUCUUUUCAACUUUGGUUAUCAUCUGGUGAACCCGUGGAUUGCUAAUUCAGCAGAUUUCUAUGAUAUCGCAAAUGUCGAGUCAUUAUAUGCACGUCUGACGCACGAGUAUCUACUUGCAUUUUUACCGAUUGAUAAUUCACAAGUUCUACCUCCAGUUUACAACUCUGUUAGCAUGCAUCGAAUCAGGAGUCCGGUUCAAAGUUCACCAAGAACGAUGAGGUCAUCCACCAUUUUCAAGCCAGGAGUUUUUCUUCUGCAAGAACCGCCCCCUACCCUUAGCACAAGGAGUCAAAUAUCAAGGCCGGAAAUUUGGCGUUCAGAGUUACUGGCUCAAGUUCUUAUUGAUUUUUGGUUAAACAUUCCAAGUCAAAGCUCUCAAUUGCCUGGUUCACCAACUUUGUCCCGAUCUCGAAAAUCUCCUGUUGGGGGUUCUUAUGUUAGAAGUUCAUCAACCUUUAAAGUGGCCAGGAAAUUUACCGAUUCUACUACCUCCAUUGAACAUUUUCGUUUAGUUAGAGUCAUGAUCAAACAUUUUCAUUAUUUUUCCAAUUCUAGAGCUGAUGGUUCUGAAGCCAUGUUAGAAUUCAGGAGGUCUCUCUUAAUAUCAUGUCAGAAGAAUAUUUAUUUGUUCCUGAAAGAAGCAAUGCAACAUUGGCCCAUUGAUUCUUCCUUUCGUCUUGUCGAAGAAACAUGGCUCAGCUAUAUCCAACCAUGGAGAUACACAUCAAAUCGUUGGAGGUUAAAUGAAGAUGUUAGUCAAGAGCCAAUUGACAGCGUUUGGUUGCAGUUCAUAGCAAGUAAUCUUCUUCUCUACACAUAUUUUUUCCAGCAAGUUGUGGGACGGUUUGCUAGGCUAGACCUUGCAACACCAAAAAAUUCCUGUAUGCUCUUCAGGUUCACGAAGGUAUUUGCAACGCCUAAUUUGAUGGACUCGCUGAAGGAAGUUGAAAACGGGUUGAAUAAAAGCAGUAGCCUGGGUGUAAUUGCUCGGCAAUCAAUUCUAGACAUGGAAGGUUCCAACUUCAUUUAUGAGCCAAUCACUGGAUCUUCUUCUGUUAAUCUGUUCGUCGGCUUCAAAACUGUCAUUGAGCAAGCAUUGAAUGUUGCACAGUCUAGAUUGGAAACAGAUCGAAGUCUGGAAAAAAAAAGCUUUUGGUCAACUCUUUUUACAACAAACUAUGACGCUCAGGAAUCAGUUGAAGAAAGGAAAAAGACACCGUUUUUCUUAUCUCAAUCUUUGAAUCAUCUUCGUAAUAUUUUUCCUAGCUUCGAUUGCGUUGACUCAUCCGUGCCAUUUUCAAGUGAUCUCAUAAACUCUUCCUUCUUAUCUGCAUCAUUUCGGUAUCAAGAUGAUGACUCCCUGAAUUCAUCCAGAAAACAAAAAAGACUGAAGUUGAAGUAUCAAGGAGAUCCUGACCUGCAGCCCAUCCGAAGUUGGGAAUGUGCUGUCUUCGUUCGGAUACUGUUUCAUUUAUCAUUUUGCAUCAAUACUCUGUUCAAAGACACACUCAAGGAACUAUACUGGAGAGAGGACCUUGUUGGUGGGAUUGCAAGGCAAAUACUCUGUGGGCCGCAAGUCAUCUAUUAUUACAACAAACACUCUGAAAGUGGAUAUUGUCCGCGAGUUUCCAGGCUCCUCCCACCACGACUAAGCCUCCGAUCUUUAGCAUCUUAUGGAUAUUUGGCAUUGCUGCCAUUUUUUUAUUUAUUCAUGUGUAUCUUUGACAUGUCAUUUGUUGCGGUGAGUUUGUGGUUAAGUUUAGCGAUAUUGUCUGUGAUGGUCAUCAGAGCAAAAUUGGGGCACUUCCCUGUGCCAUCUCAACCGUUAGAUGAAAGUGGCUGCUCCAAUGCUUCGCACUGUGAGUCCGACUAAUCUGGUUUUUUUAUUAAAUUGAUAUUUUUUUUACCAUUAUAAAUUUCAUGAGUCAGUUCCUAAAGAAAUAAAGCUGAAGUGAAUUUUCAACAAGAGUAAAUCAGAAAGAAGUUAAA
Molecule: messenger RNA, 2609 nt
Organism: Bemisia tabaci
Lineage: Eukaryota; Metazoa; Arthropoda; Insecta; Hemiptera; Aleyrodidae
Product: sphingomyelin phosphodiesterase 4
Biological process (GO): ceramide biosynthetic process; sphingomyelin catabolic process; glycerophospholipid catabolic process
Molecular function (GO): sphingomyelin phosphodiesterase D activity
Source: RefSeq, a predicted model, not a curated record